This is a messenger RNA of Funneliformis caledonium, 318 nucleotides long. Lineage: Eukaryota; Fungi; Glomeromycota; Glomeromycetes; Glomerales; Glomeraceae. The record is from the annotation of a GenBank genome assembly.
AUGGCGUCUACAUUACAAACACAAGACUCGCCAAGACCUGGUGGUUUUCCCGCUAUUCGGUAUAAACGUAAUAUACCAAAAAGAGGUCCUUCUGGGCUUGUUAUUUUAACGGGUUUAACCGCCAUAUCUACGUUAGGUUUUUAUUGGGCAUCACAAACAAUUCAAGAGCUUCGCUGUGAUUCAUAUCGUCGUACUCGGGCAUCUUUACAGCGUGAAGCUGAAAUUAUGAAAGAUGUUCCAGACUGGAAAGUUGGCGAGAGCGUAUAUAAUACCAAGCGUUAUGUACCUCCAUCUGUAUUUGUUUUGCCAGAAAAAUGA